CUGAAGUUGUAUUUAUUUAUUAUUAUAGCUUAAACAUUUUAAUCGUUUUAGAACUAAUAAAGUAAUUAUUAGUAAUACAAUUAUAUUAACAAAUAAACUUUAAUGUUGAAUAGUAAAGUUUCUCGAUAACGCUCGUAUGGCCAACGUAAUCGCUUGGAACUGUAAUUUUUUGGAUCCCACUUCAUAUAAUUGGAAUGAUAAGGCAACCACAGAUGACCUAACAGACGGCUGUCGAACCAUCGAUCAUACCAGUGCGACGACGUGCAGCGAUGAAUUUAUGUUCAUAUCAAAAACGAAAAAAUCGUCUGUAGCAACUGUUAUUACUCCGGAUAGUUCGCAAAUUACUCAUAGCAAAUUCAAGUCAACAGUCGACAACGACGACACCAGUGCAGAGAUAUGCUCGGAAGAAAUAGUUGGAGGCUCUACUACAUCGACGGUGUCCGGACAUAACGUCAAAUCUACGCAGCAUCCUUCCAUCACAUUAUCCGAGCACAAUGAUAAUAAUUCUAUGACGACGAAGUGCUCUAUAGUGGAACAGAACAUACGGCCUUAUAAAUCAGCUGGAUAUGACGGUUCAAGCUCAAUGAUGGUUGCGAGGAAGACUAAGUGUUUAAACUGUUCAAAUGUUAUGACUUUAUACACUGAUUACAAAUACGUAAGAUGUCGCGUCUGCCAAUAACAAUUGAUGAAACCUAAACCGAAGUUAUUUAAAAGUUUUUUUUUAUAUAUAUAUUAUAAUAUUGUUCUCAAUAACCUAAUUAAGUGUUAUCCUGUUUAAUGUUCAUGUUCACAAUAAAAAUUGUACACAAUUUAAAUAAUUAUUUGUCUAUAAACGCGUGUGUUAUAUAAAUAUUCAAUAAAAUAUUAAAUAAUUGUUAUUAUUUGUUUAAUUUCCGAUAUUAUUUUUGAAUAAUUUAAGUAAAAAACGACAGAAUGAUAUUGAUCUAUUAUAUUAUUAAUAUACAUUUCUUUUUACCCAUUAUACGUAUGGCUUAUUAUAGUGUAUUAAAAAAAUAUAAAAAUUCCUUUUAAAUUAUUAAAUAAUCAAAUUACUGUCCAUAAUAUUAUGAUUAGAAUAUAUUAUUAACUUCAUAACAAUGUAUGCAAACAAUUAUAGAAUUAAUUUUUAUUAUAUUUUAAGAAAAUAACAAAAUAGUACAUAAUGAAGUAUCUGUCAUGUAUUAACGACUCCAGGAAACACUUACAAUUAUACAGGUACAUUACUUUUUACCUUUAUCCUGUAAUCAUUUUAAGUUACAAUAUUAUAACUUUUAACAUUUAUUUUUGUUAAUAUUCAUAUACAAAUAUUAAGACUAAUACUAUUAUAUUACCAUUAAGUUAUAUUUUACUAAUUACAUAUUUUUGUUAAUGAUGUUAUAUUAAAUAUUAUUAAGUCACUUACCAUAAUCUUUUAUAACAGUAUAAUAAAUAAUAAAUUGAUUUUCGUUUUUCGAUCCAAAGUUA
Molecule: messenger RNA, 1464 nt
Organism: Rhopalosiphum padi (bird cherry-oat aphid)
Lineage: Eukaryota; Metazoa; Arthropoda; Insecta; Hemiptera; Aphididae
Exons: 5
Coding region: 137-679 (180 amino acids)
Source: RefSeq, a predicted model, not a curated record